AUGUCAUACAAACCUCCUCAAACUGAUUUGACAGGAUGGCGACUCAAAGUAGGAGAAGAUUCUCAUGGACAACAAAAGUGGAUAUAUCUUCAUGAUCCUAAAGAAAGAGAAUCAUGGCCUCAAGACGUUACUGAGAAGUACUGGCUAGGCUUAGAUACAUGUUCACCUGAAUUGUCAACUCCCAAUACACCUUUGGAAUCAGCUAGAAAUGGAUUCAAGUUUUACAAGCAAUUACAAUCUCAUGAUGGUCAUUUCUCAACCGAAUAUGGAGGUCCACUCUUUCUUAUACCAGGACUAGUGAUAGGACUGCACGUAUGUGGUCAACAACUUCGUCCAGAACAAUCUACAGAGAUGAAGAGAUACCUUCUGAACAAAUUGAGGAAAGAAGGUGGUUGGGGAUUACAUACAGCAGCGCCUCCAACUGUAUAUGGAACAGUCCUGAACUAUGUUGCUCUUCGUAUAUUAGGUAUGGGACCUGAUGAAGGACCAAUGACACGGAUCAGAGGGCUAAUACAUGAGAUGGGAGGAGCAACCGGUAUACCAAGCUGGGGUAAAGUCUGGUUAAGUGUUUUAGGUGUUUAUGAAUGGGAAGGAGUGGGUAGUAUACCGCCCGAGUUAUGGUUAUUACCUGACUGGCUACCAUUUGCACCUUGGAGAUGGUGGAUUCACGUUAGACAGACAUUCACACCAAUGAGUUAUCUUUACGGUACUCGAUUCGUCGGUCAGUAUACUCCAUUGAUAUUUGCGUUGCGUCAAGAACUCUACACACAACCAUACGAAUCUAUCAAAUGGUCGGCACAGAGAAGCAACAUCAACCCCAUCGACAUAUAUUGUCCUCAUCAUCCAGUAUUAGACUUUGCUCAUGGAGUUUUAGCAUAUUACGAGGCCUUACCUAAUAUACCGAUACUCUCAUCUUCUCUUCCAUUAAGGAAAUUAGCUAAUAAGCGUGCGUACGACUUAUUAUCAAUGGAAGAUGAAAAUACAGGAUAUCAAACUAUUGGACCUGUUUCAAAAGUUUUCAACAUGGUUUGUAGAUAUGCAAAAGAAGGACCUGAUUCCAUCGCUUUCAAAUCACACUUAUCCAGAGUAGAUGACUUUCUGUGGUUGAGCAAAGAUGGAUUAAUGAUGAUGGGUACAAACGGUUCACAACUUUGGGAUUUAAGUUUUAUGGCUCAAGCAAUGGUCGAGACUGGUUUAUCAGAAGAUGAAGAUAAUAAAAAAAGUGUCUUGAGCAUGUUGGAUUGGUUAGAUAAAGCUCAAAUGAGAGAAAACCCAAAAUGGUUUAAAGAGAAUUACAGGCACAGGACUAAAGGCGCUUGGGCUUUCUCAACUCCCGAACAAAGUUACACUGUAAGCGACUGUGUAGCCGAAGGAUUAAAAGCAGUCAUCGCGAUACAAUCAUUAUCGUACGCGCCGAAAACGUUAGGUUUGGAUCGAAUGAGAGAUGCAAUAGAUACUUUGUUGACUAUGCAGAAUCCAAGUGGUGGCUUUGCGAGUUAUGAACUUAUGAGAGGUAGUACCAAAAUGGAAUAUCUCAAUGCUGCAGAAGUGUUCGGAAACAUCAUGGUUGACUACAUGUACCCUGAAUGUACCACCUCGGUUCUCUCAGCCUUGAAACAUUUCAGCAGACUUGAUCCCACCUACCGACCGGAAGAUAUUCAACGGACAGUCAGUAAGGCCAUUGAAUACCUUCACGAUGUUCAAAGACCUGAUGGUUCUUGGUACGGAUCUUGGGGUAUAUGUUUCACAUACGCUACUAUGUUUGCACUCGAAUCUCUUGCUAUAGCAGGGGAGACUUGCGCGAAUUCAGAAAGGGUUAGAAGAGCAUGUAAAUUCCUAGUGGACAGACAGAUGGAAGAUGGUGGAUGGGGUGAAACGUAUAUGUCAUGCGUGACCAUGGAGUAUGCUCAACAUGAACAAUCUCAAGUGGUUCAGACUGCUUGGUCAAUAUUGGCAUUGAUAUAUGGUCAAUAUGAAGAUAAAUCAGUGAUUGCGAGGGCUACCAAAUUGAUCAUGAGUAGACAGAAGUCUGAUGGAAGAUGGGAACAAGAGGAUACGGAAGGAAUCUUCAAUAAGAACUGUGCUAUUGACUAUCCUGCGUUCAAAUUCAUCUUCUGUAUAUGGGCUUUGGGCAGAGCGGACAAAUAUAUGAGAGGCGACCGUCAUUGA
Kwoniella shivajii is the source of this 2169-nucleotide messenger RNA. RefSeq lists its product as uncharacterized. Gene Ontology annotation, biological process: ergosterol biosynthetic process; triterpenoid biosynthetic process. Gene Ontology annotation, cellular component: lipid droplet. Lineage: Eukaryota; Fungi; Basidiomycota; Tremellomycetes; Tremellales; Cryptococcaceae. Bases 1 to 2169 code for a protein of 722 amino acids. The transcript has 16 exons. The record is from RefSeq and is a predicted model, not a curated record. Gene Ontology annotation, molecular function: lanosterol synthase activity.